Molecule: messenger RNA, 3994 nt
Organism: Daphnia magna
Lineage: Eukaryota; Metazoa; Arthropoda; Branchiopoda; Diplostraca; Daphniidae
Product: soluble guanylate cyclase 89Db
Exons: 13
Coding region: 1970-3652 (560 amino acids)
Biological process (GO): cGMP biosynthetic process; nitric oxide-cGMP-mediated signaling; response to oxygen levels
Cellular component (GO): guanylate cyclase complex, soluble
Molecular function (GO): guanylate cyclase activity; oxygen sensor activity; heme binding
Source: RefSeq, a predicted model, not a curated record
CUGUCAAGGUUGUGACGCUAACGUAUCAAGUAAUAUACCCUGACAGAAAUUGAUGGUGCACUCUAAAAAGGCCUUUUUUGCUCCAGUCCUCCGAAUUGAUAGGGCGUGUAGCGCGGCCGGUACAUAACGUGUCCCUUUUUUGAGUUGCACCACUCGAUAUCGGGUGAGUUACGCAAAGAAUCGAUGCCAAAAACGUGUGAAAACUAACUGCCUCCAUUUGUAUGGAAUCAAUCUUUUGAAGAAAACGGUAAACCACAUGUUCUAGCAAUGGAUGUGCAGCGGUGUGUGUUUUGCUAGAUAACGCAACGACUGUGUUGUUGUUUAUUUUCUUCACAACACGAUCGUUUCUUGUGCUUAAUGUCAAAUAAGAAUCGGAUUAUUUGGCCGUGUCCUUCCAAAAAACCAAAAUAUGGCCAUUGUAACAUGAAUCAAACUUGGAAUUUGUUUCGUUCCAUCCGUUGAUAGUUUCAGAAAUCACUGCAAUUUUUCAUUUUUUAUUCGUGGCAGCUAUUAAGAUUAACUAUUUAUGGAUGACGUUAGUGUUUUUAUUCAAAGAAUUAUAGUGGCCAGUAAAACCUUAAUCCAGCAGGCAAAAUCGUUUGAAAGCGUUCAUAAAAAAAAAAAUCGUUAGAACGUCAAGGAUACUUGCCGCAAAGAACCGAGCGAGGUAAGAAAAAUUGUGCCACCAUAAAACUUCUUUUAUCGUACGUAAUCUUUGUAUCUGUACGGAAUGACUGUACAAAAGCUAUUAAGACCAGAACGAAGGUAAGCCUUUCUAUUGAGUACCAAAGGCAGGGAUGGCAAUAAGACCACAGGCGACGCAGAAGGCUUCAUCGUUGAAUCAAAGGCCAUACCACGUAUAUGUUCAGUCCAAUCUUUUUCUGUGAGCUCGUAAUAGGCAGUGGUCCUGCCGAUCUUGAUCUAUCAAUAACGUGGAGAGGGUCGAAAAGGAUUUUUUUCUAGCUUGAGUACACGACGAGUGAUAUAGCUAGGGUAUAAUGGCAGCCCGGGCUGUAACAAUAAAUCUAGGGGUACCUAGCCAAGAUAUUUAUCUUUUUCUGUUGCUUUUCAGUCAGUCGUUAAUGGCAAUUUUAUAGAAAAUAGUGAACACACUAUUGGCCGAAUAAUAAAGCAAGCUCCCGUCAGCUAUUUUUCUAGAUUAGGGGAAUUGGCAAAUGGAUUUCUUCCUAGACUGUAUGUAGUUUAUGCUUUUUUUUGUAUGAGGUAAUUUAGCCCGUUCUUUAUUUUGGCAGUCAUUCUCCUGUCCAAUAGGUAAUACUCAAUGAACCCGACACGAUUUAUGCUUAAUACCUCUUACUCCUUGGCGUUGAUUGCUUCCUACCCAGUAACCCUGCAGCUUGUUGCCUUUCAUUAUCGCACGAAGAAAUCUCGACGAGUCUUUGUCAUCUCAAUUUGUUUUGAUUUCUUCAGCUAUUGAUUUCAGAUUUAUCUGAACUCUAGUUGUCAUACUCGUUUUCUUGUGUCUACGUUUGUAACUUACGGAUAUCGCAGGAAGCCAUUCAACUCGCUGUGCUCGUCAGUCGUCUGUCUACCGUGAGAUAGAUUUCAUUUCCUGUGUCCGUGCGUACGGAAGUGAGAGCAAUGAAACAACGUAAGCGAAUUCGAACAGGAAAAAAAAAGAAGCGUCGACCUUAAGCUGCCCAUAUUGUCGGCUUGUUACCAUAGUGCACGUAUAACUUAUUUCGAUUGCUCAAAUUCAUAUAUCGCUUACGAGCGUCCGGUGAUUGGAAACACCCGUUCAACUUGGAACAUCUCGUGGCCCCUAUCGAUUUGGCCAUCAGUAUAAACCUUGCGUGGGUCUGUUCCUGACACAUUGGUUGGUCGAUAUUUGCCAUUGUCAAGGAUCGUCUUCUUUUAUUUCUUACCUUCCGCAUUUCUUUCGGGUUGGCUGUCGGAUCGUGAGUGUGGCAACGAAGGUCUUUCGUGCUCUCAAUGGAAGCUAUUUUCGAUGGUGUACGUGGCGGUUGCGGUUUGUGGACGUUACUUCUGCGACUUUCUGACCGGCAUCGACAACAUCCAUUUGCAAAUGAGAUACAUGUAUCCAAAAAUGGUUUCUCCUAGUAUGUACAUCUCGCACGAAGAUGCAGAUGGUGUUCUGCUUCACUACCGAACAACACGCAACGGCUUCUGUCCUUACUUAAUUGGUCAGCUGCAUCAGAUUGCCAACGAUUUCUACGGGAUCCCAUUGACGGUAGAAGAACUACCAAACACGCCUUUCAGCCAAGAGGAAUCCUAUCAGUUUCGUUUUCGACUUAACUUCGAUAACCGAGACUAUAUGGCUGGUCGAGCGGCCUGUAAUGGCUCGCUGGAACUGGGUCGAAUAAAUAUUUCGAAUCGAGGAUCAGUCAAAACAAUAGCUUCGGAAAAGGCGCUGUCGUCGCUAUCGUCUAGCAUCCUGAUGCAGCUAUUUCCCUUCACGUUGGUCUUCCGUCCGAAUCUCGAGAUCAUAUCGGCCGGACGUCAGUUGAAGAACAUGUUUCCGGGCGAUAUGCUGAUUGGCCAACCGUUGCCUGAUGUUGCCAGAAUUCGCCGACCGAAGCUCCUUUUUACAUGGGACAAUUUGUACAGCCUUCAAAAAGUUCUCUGUGAAAUGGAGAUAUUGCCUGCAAGUCAAAUAGAAAGGAAAAACACGCGCCACUUGGCUCCCGAAAGAGCGGACGCAGUGGCCCAUAGAGGAGCGAAAGAGGAAAGCCGACGUCUCUUGCUGCAAGGACAGUUGCGCUAUCUAUCGGAUUGGGACGCAAUGAUUUUCCUGUGCAAUCCACUAAUCAACAAUUUGGAAGACAUGGAUGGAAUGGGCUUGACAAUUAAUGAUCUUAGCCUUCACGGACAUGGUCGAGACAUGGUUAUGGCCGGUUGGCAGCAUAAUUCACGGCUGGAAGAUUUGUACGAGAGAGCAGAGGAGCGAUCGCAACAGCUUCAACAAACGUACGAGUUGCAAGACGAAUGGAAAAAGCGCGGAGACAAAUUAUUGUAUUCCAUGAUCCCGCAAUCGGUAGCCGACAGUUUGCGCAGUGGCACUGAUCCAGUAAACACGUGUCAGGGCACAAGAAUCCUUUGUGCUUUCGAAAGUAUCACGGUCUUGUUCGUUGAAUUAGCAAACAUCGAUGAAAUCACAGCCACCAGUCCCAUGGAGGCGGUUAGUUGCAUGAACUCUGUCUUCUCCUGCUUUGAUAACAUAAUCGACCAACACAGCGUCUACAAGGUGGAGACUGUGGGUAAAGUGUACAUGGUGGUCGGUGGCGCACCGGAAACGAAUGAGACUCACGUGCGCGAUGUGGCUUUGGUGGCACUGAGCUUUCGUGACGAAAUCGAAAAAAUCGUGAACAGUUCAGAAAUGUCUGUACACAUUCGCAUAGGUUUUCAUACCGGAUCGGCGGUCGCUGGUGUCGUUGGAAGAAAGAUGCCUCGCUAUUGUUUUUUUGGCGACACAAUCAACACUGCGGCUCGCAUGCAAACAACCAGUUUGCCGGGGAAGAUCCACAUCUCUCACAACUCCUUUUGUCGUUUGCAGAAGUUGGAUGGAUUUGUCUGCGAGUUGCGUGGAACGGUGCUUGUUAAGGGUAAAGGAGAGAUGAAUACCCACUGGUUGCUGAGAUACGAACUGCCGUCCAUUGAAGAACCGAAAUGAUUUCCACUAAUCUUGUCGGUUUUCUUCCGCAUCAAUACGUCCAUUUCACACUGAUCUGCAUUACAAUAGAAAGAUCGAUCUCAAAACUACAGGUCGGCUAAGCGUAGACAACUUUUGGCAAUGUUUAGACGAGCACCAAACACAUCUUGAUCUUGUUAACAAAAUUUACGUUGGUUUCCAACGUGAACCAAGACACAAAAUACCAAUCGCAUUGUUUUAAAAAAGACAAACAAAAACUUAAGACAUCGACAUGAUUCUAGCCAUGUAUUUUUAUUACUAGUGAUGUGUUACAGUCAUCCUAUUUAUCGUAUGUUAAUAACCAAUAAAAAAAACUUGCGCACA